AUGGGAAUUGAGAGAAACCGCAUAAAAAUGUCGCAGCGAAGGGGAUGGAUUCCGUAUAAGUUUAUGAAUGUCCAAAAUCCGUCUAAGGACCCUAUUAAGUUCGAAGAAGACGGCCAAGGAUAUACAGUUACAGAUGUUUGCGCUUAUCACGGUUCUUUGAUUUUUGGUGACUCAAUGGGUCACUUACAUAUCUUAAAAGAUGUAAAUAACCCAACAUUUAUCGAUAUUCCGUUCUGUGAUGCACCAAUUAUGAAGUUACUUGCACCUCCAAGUACUCCAGCUCUUAUCGCUCUUAUUAAUUACACAGAUAGCAUUGGUGUCAUCAUGGCAGAUCCAGAAUCAAAUACAUCAUACGCAGAAACAUCAAUUCAGAAGCAGCCGGGCACUGAAAUUCAAUUUAUCACUUCAUCUCACAUGCUGGAGUAUUUCGCUUUAACAUUCGAUAAGCAUACUGUAUAUGUUUACCAGGUCCCAAGGAUUGGAUCUAAGAAGAUGGUUUUCGAAUGUAUCGAAACAAUCAAAAUCGAUGAAACAAUUACAAGUUUGCACUACGCUACAAGCUUAUUGUUCGAAAAUGCAGUAUUUAUUACAACUGAUAAAAAUAUUUACGCGUAUAAACAGAACAAAAAAGCUUUCUACAAGAAAGUUAUCGAUACAAAAGGCGUCGCAACCGAAUUCGCCUGCCUAAACGACAAAGGACUGUUGGCAGUUGCACGAGGACAAGACGUAGUCUUCUACAAUUUCGAAGGCGUCGAUUCAGAAACAAUUCCAAUCGAUCUUCCAGUAGAUCCAAUCAAAAUCAUGUGGUACAGAACAUAUUUAUUAGCCUUCUCAACACAAUACGAGACUGUAAAAGUCUACGAUGCAAUGACUCGUUGCACUUACGGAGGAUCUAAGUUUGGCAAAGAUGCGAAGUACAUUUUAUACGAAUGGGGCCAAAUUAUAUUACUCAUGAUGACACAAGAGUCAUCAGGAAGCACUUGCAAGAUCGCUACCCUUACGGAAUUCUCUACAGAAGAGAAAUUAAAGUCUCUCUGCGACAACCGCCAGUUCGAAGCCGCUCUUAAGCUUGCAGAAAAUGCACACAUAGGAGCUGCAAAGAUUGCAGAUAUCCAUCGUCAAUUGGGUGAUGAUCGUCAUAAUGCUCACGCAUAUGCUGACGCAAUUCAACAGUAUAUCCUUGCUAUUGGCUAUUUAGAACCUUCUUACGUUAUCAACAAGUUCCUCGAGCCACAAUACGCUGAGUUAUUGGUUCAAUAUCUCGAAGCACUGCAUGAUAAGGGACUUGAAGAGCCAUUACAGACACAGCUGAGAUUCAACUGCUAUACAAAGCUCGGCCGAGUCAGUUCUCUCUUAGAUAUCGUUGAUAAAAUUAUCAAUGACAAGAAGAAUGACGAAGAAAUCGAAUUUAACAUCGCUCCUGCUAUCAAGGUUCUCGUGGAGAGUGGAAAUGCCACUAAAGCUUCAGAGUUAGCCCUUGCAUUUGGCGAUUACAUCAUGUAUUGCCAGAUCAAAGAGAAAGAUAACAAGAUUCUCGAUGUCAGAGACAUUAUAUUCAAAGUUCCUGUUCUCCAAACGAAGAUUAAAAUCAUUUGCGAUUAUGGCGCAAAGAUUUUGUCUCAUUUGGACGAAACAGAAGCUCUUUCCUUCACCACAAAAAUCGCCGGACUCUGUUCUAUCAACUUAGAUGCAGAAACAAUCCCUCCAAAGAUGAUUUUCCACAUCUUCCUCGAAUUCCCUAAGAUGGAGUACAAAUUCCUUACUCUUGUACUCUCUAUGGCCCCACAGAACCUCACCGAUACACUCUGGAACCGAUUAAUUUCAACAUCAAUAAUCGUAAAUCCAGCUGAAACGAUUGGCUUGCUCAAACACCCACAGGCGAAAUAUAAUGAAGAGAUUGCCUUCCUUUCUGUAAGAGUUGCUCUCACAGAAUGCGAAAAUGUCAAAGAACAAGCGGCCAAAUAUGAGAAAUCUCUUCAAAAAGAUCCAAAUUCACCAAUCCCAGAGAUUCUUCUUGGCGUAGAUCUCAAGGCAAACGAUGCUAAGUACGGCCAGCUCUCACAAGCCAUGGAAUACAUGUUCCAUAUCAGAAAACAAUACAGAAUGAUCUUAAAUACCUGCGAACCUUCACAGAUGUACGAUAUCUGCCUCAGAUACCAGAAGGAUGAUCCAAAUAUAUGGUCAGAAGGCCUCCAACUCGCAGUCAGAUCCGGAGAUAUCGAUGUGACCAAGCAAAUCUCAUCGCAUGUAUUAGAUAAUGGCAUAAUGUUGUUGAAUGAAUUAUUGCCAAUACUUAAAGGCAUCAAAUCAACAGCUACGUUUGAUAUCAUUUCUGAAUUCACAAUUAAAGAGUUCGAAAGGAUCGCGAGCGAGACAAAUGAGAAGAUGAAGAAGCUACAACAGGAAGAUGAAGCUCUCGAAAAGAUGUACGUUGAAACAAACAAUUUACAAAAUAAUUGCAAAGUUUUCCGUGGAAUUAAGAACGGAAUGACAUGCGGAAGCUGCCAGCAGAAGAUAGAUUCCUAUCCAUUCUCAUGUUUCAAGUGCGGACAUACAUUCCAUCAGCCAUGCCUCGGAGAUGAACCAGAUCUUUGCCCAAUUUGCCGCCAGAAGGCAGAACAGAUAGCACACGACAGAAUAGCUCGUGUCCAUGAACAUGAGGAACAGCAGGAAAUCCUCACAGCAAUGAAGAACACAAACGACGGAAUUGGAAUUCUCGAAGAAGUGUUGAAAUCAGGAAUAUUAGAUAAUGAUUUAUCUCAGGAGGAUACGGAUGAUAUAAAGAAGUUCCUCGCGAAAUUCGGUUUAGGUGAAGAAUGA
This is a messenger RNA of Trichomonas vaginalis G3, 2820 nucleotides long. RefSeq names its product vacuolar protein sorting-associated protein 11-like protein family. Gene Ontology annotation, biological process: endosome organization; vacuole organization; organelle fusion. The transcript has a single exon. Gene Ontology annotation, molecular function: protein-macromolecule adaptor activity. NCBI's taxonomy places the organism in Eukaryota, Parabasalia, Trichomonadida, Trichomonadidae. The record is from RefSeq and is a predicted model, not a curated record. Gene Ontology annotation, cellular component: endosome; HOPS complex. Bases 1 to 2820 code for a protein of 939 amino acids.